UUAAACGAAAUGAUCUGAAAACAGUCUCAGAACUGGGAUGUUCAAGCCUCCACAUCCUUAACUUGCCGGUACAUGCCCAGCUCUGGUUCAGCUGGGGGGGGAGUGAUCGCAUCUAAUCCAUGAAUGGGAGUUUAAAAGGUCCAUUGAUACCCGGGGCUGUCUCCUUCACAAACCAUGCGGAGCUGCGCCUUGUAGUAUCUCUGAGCACCAGAUGGAAGGAACAGAGCUGCAGCCGCUUGAUCAAUGUUUACAGAGCUUCCAGAAGUUACCGCUGUGGAUCAUAGAGUAUAUCUGGGCUCACAAGAUGACAGAUAUACAGGAAGCUGUGGACCCUUCCACUUGGCCAGAAGUGGACUCCCAGCCCCUGAGCCUUGAAGAUUCAUGGAGGCUGCGUGUUGCCUCUGCUAAGGUAUAUUCCAUUGUGAAGAACAGGGACAUGGCACACUUUGAGAGAGUAAUGGGCUUUCUGGAAGCCACUUACAGACUUCUACCCAGACUGGUGGCUCCCAUCAAGCACAUGAAGAUCAUGUUUGGCCUCAAGACCAUGGUCAUCAUGUGGAUGCUCAGGGAGGGUCGAGGAAUGAUUGAUACUGUGUUUAAAAUCAGCCAGUUCUUCCCAAGUAAACUACCUCAAUACCAAGAUCGAUGUAGCCAACAUGAAAUGUUCCUGAUGAGGAAAAACCACCUGGAUUUCAAGGCUCUGGCACAAUCACUUGCUAUGGACAAGGACAAACUGGAAGAUUAUAUUAAGAAUCAGAUGGAGAAGCAGUAUGGUGAACAUUAUGCCCAGAAAGUAGAGGACAGGCUGCUGCACUAUCUGCAUGAGUUGGAGACUGUGUUACCAGGAGAUACCUACAUUGAUAAGAUACUGAAGAAAGAAAGACCGGUGACUGAGGAGGAGAAGCUGUUGUUGGAAGUAAUUACCUCUGACUCCACGACCAUAGCAACAACUCUAAAGAAGCUGCUGCACUGUGAUGUUGCUUGCUGUCGUCCGGGCAGCGUUUCUCAGUCAUCAGAACGGAAGGGAAAAAAUGGAAUGGAAAUCUCUCAACUCUCAAAGUUGGCUGAGCAUGGCAGCUCCUCAAAGGCUCUCCUCAAGUCAGUGGAAGUCAAAACUGCCUUAGAGUCACAGCCAGAGGUUAUUAGGCUAGUACAGGAGGCUGACCAACAUGUGAUCAAGGACAGCCCUCUUUUUUUGGAGAACAACAAUGAUUCAGAUGUUACAAGACAACAACAUAUGGAACAGGAUGGCAAGGUAGACAAGAGGGUGGAGGAAGAGAGCAGUGACAAGGAAAAGGAUAAUAUGAGUCAAAGAAGCCGGGACGAUGUUCAGAAGACCGCCACCUCUCCUCAGUUCUGCUCCAAACACCAGCGAUGGGUGAAGAGCAUCCUGCAGGAGUGUCCUGACGAGUGCUCAGAAGAGUUGCUGCUUCAGGCCAAUGUUUCUUCAUCCCCCCUGCUGUUCCAGUCGUCCUCUUCCACCUCUUCAUCACAGGACCUCACACCCUCUGACCUCAUACCAUGCCCCCCUGACAAGCAACAUCCACCUUCACAGACCUCCACCCAUCUUCAGACAGCAGCCCAGGCAUCUGAACAUACAAACCCUGAAGAUAAGCUCAGCUCUAGACCACCUGGAUCAGCGAGCGAUAUUUCUAAAAUGGAACCUCUAUCUCAGCCCUCUUUGUCCAGAGACAGUCUGCUGCCCGCCUAUUUGUCGCCAGUCGUCCGGUUGAUAGACAUUGCCCGUGUCAGAGGGAUCUACCCUACCUUUAAACCUGAACACACAUCUCCAAAUCACUUCACCACGUCUAGUAACGAACAGACAGCCUCCGCUUCCACUGCUCAGAUACUAACCUCUCCACACCGCCAUACCUCAAGGAAUGACACCAUACCUCAGAGAACAACGAAAGACUCUUCGUUCAACCAAACAGAAACUGUGGCCCCAACAGAUCCCCCGAACACAACGCACAAAGUACAAACCGCUCCAGUAUCUCAGGAUGCCUCUACUUCUACCAGCUGUCCAACAACAACUCGACAGUCUUUUUCCAGACUUUCAAGGAAGUUCAGACGGGCUUGUACUACCACCAGACCCUCACAGGUUAUGGACAGUUUCAGUCAAAACCCUUUAGCUAAGCAGUUAGAAAAGGCCCCAACUUGUCCACCCUUGCCCGAUGACUUCAAUGCCUCUGGGCCUCCUACACAAGAUGUUUCUAUCUCUACUUCUCAAUCAGGGACUCCAUCCACGGUCUGUAUCACCAACCAAAUCCCUUUCUCUACUGAAUCAUCUCGACAAGUUGUCCCUCAGAACUCCAUCAAACCUCAUCCUCAGAGACACCUCAGUGCUUUUCAAUCAAAGCCUGUCGUAUCCUCUACCUCCAAAUCUAAUUGCAUGGCUGUCAGGUCUGAGACCAGAAGAGUCCAAAGAACCCGACUGAGGUUAUCGCUGCCUAGUCAGGCUGCGCUUCUGCAGUCCAAGCUACUGCAGCCCUAUGUGAGUCUUACCAGGCUGAGUGCUCAGGAGUGUUACCGAGUGACCAAGGGGAGAUCCUCAACCAGGUAUGUAGAGCCUGUGGUACAAGGCAGCAAUGAUUACAACGAUGAGGACGUGAUGAGGGAGAACGAAGACGUUGCAGAAUCUUCUUUUGAUCCGAACAUCCUUUACUCCAGCUGUUCUUCAAGCAAUGACAGCGAGGACUCUCUGGUUUGCGACCCUGACUACAAACCUAGCAUUAAAAAGAAAAGACUUCUUUUAGAGUAUGAGAAUGCAAGGAGCCUGAAUCUUAUAUGAGAGCAUUUGAAUAUGGACUAUAGCCCGACCAAUACUGAUAUUUGGGAGUUUAAUAAAAAUCAAGUAACAAGA
Messenger RNA from Micropterus dolomieu (smallmouth bass), 2860 nucleotides. RefSeq lists its product as uncharacterized. The coding region runs from base 212 to 2788 and encodes 858 amino acids. The transcript has 7 exons. The record is from RefSeq and is a predicted model, not a curated record. Lineage: Eukaryota; Metazoa; Chordata; Actinopteri; Centrarchiformes; Centrarchidae.